AUGCUGACGCGUACUCCAGACGACGAGUCCCAUUGCUGCGCUGAGAUUGACGGCAGGAAGGAUGGCGACAUGGACCAAUAUCGACAGUGCACCAAUUCCGGUCCAGAGACACAUCUGCGUCAAGCGACUUCCGAGUCUAGUACGGACGAGCAUCGUGCAUACCUUCUCGAACAGUGGCGCUUCAACGUUCGCUUGUGCAGUGGCUCGUCUGACAAAGCCGCCGAGGACGGUGAAGUCGCCCCAGAUGCCAUGAACACCGCGCCACUAGAGCCCAAGGAUGAGAAACCUUUCGACAUUCUAGACUUCGCGGUCUAUGAUGAGCUCCACGACAUUUCCAUCCUCCGUUCUGCCUGCAUGCCACUAAGUCGAACGAUGGGAACCAGCGCUGUGAACGGCGAGGACCCGAAGCGCUGCUGGUGGAGGGCGAACGGUGGGAUCUCAAGCUUGCGUGAGAUGGGCCUGGACACGAUGCACGAUACCAUGGAGGGUAUGUGCGAGGCAUGGGAUUGGCGGGAAGCCUGCGCGAUAGGUGACGCGGGGGAUUCAGAGGAACGUCGUGUCGCUGCAAAGUUGUAG
Molecule: messenger RNA, 576 nt
Organism: Peniophora sp. CBMAI 1063
Lineage: Eukaryota; Fungi; Basidiomycota; Agaricomycetes; Russulales; Peniophoraceae
Source: the annotation of a GenBank genome assembly